Molecule: messenger RNA, 636 nt
Organism: Lagopus leucura (white-tailed ptarmigan)
Lineage: Eukaryota; Metazoa; Chordata; Aves; Galliformes; Phasianidae
Product: translation initiation factor IF-2-like
Exons: 1
Coding region: 1-636 (211 amino acids)
Source: RefSeq, a predicted model, not a curated record
AUGCCACGGUUUUUCUCCGUGCAGCUCUGGACAGAGCUCUCUGACAGAGCCAGAGUCACAGGCCGAACACAAGGAGCUCCGGACCCGGGAUAUCUCUUCCACGCGGCCCAAUCGGACUUCACUCGGGACAAGGCGGGUAGCUGCCAGGGGCUGAACGUGCCCAAGGCGAGGCUCAGCAGGCGGCUACGCGCAGCUCCGCCCCGCCCCGGCAGCCCGCCCGGCUCUCCCCGAAGCCCCGGCCGUGCCGUGCCGUGCCGGGUCCCGCAGGCCGCGGUCUCGCCGCCCCCCUCGAUCGGGAUCGCGACGCCGUCGCGUAGCAACGCGGCCCGCCCGCCGGAGGAGCGGAGCGUUCGGUGCCGCUCGGCAACCCGGAAGCAGAGCGGGCGCCGCUCCGCCCCGGGGUCGGCCGUGCCGUGCCGGGCCCCAGCGCCCUCUCCGGGACCGCCGCCGUCCUACCCCUCCGUCCCAGUCCCGGUCCCGGUGCCUCUUCCCGCCCCGCCGCCGUCUCCGGGCCCCUCCCGGCCCCGCCGCGCCCGGGCCGGCGGCGGCGGGCGAAGGAGGGGGCUGCUGAGCGGCGGCCGCCGGAGCCAACGGGCGGCGGGGAGGGGGGCGGGCGCUGCGGGGGUGUCGGGUUAG